Messenger RNA from Striga hermonthica, 1014 nucleotides. NCBI's taxonomy places the organism in Eukaryota, Viridiplantae, Streptophyta, Magnoliopsida, Lamiales, Orobanchaceae. The record is from the annotation of a GenBank genome assembly.
AUGUCCCCACCACCGCCGUUCGCGGCGGCGCUAACCCUAAUUCUCCUCCUUCCUGGGCCCGCCCUCUCCUGGAGGCCCUGGCCCAACGCCACCCACCCCAAUUCGACUAAUCUCCUCUACGGCGGCUCCAAGAGGUUCGAGGGCUCCUCCGAUCUGGUCCACCUCGACUACCACAUGGGCCCCGUCCUCACCUCGGAAAUCACCGUGCACCCCAUCUGGUACGGCGCCUGGCAGAACCGCCAGAAGCGCAUCAUCCGCGAAUUCAUCGCCUCCAUCUCUCCCAGCGCCGCCUCCAAGCCCCCCUCCGUCGCCGGCUGGUGGGGAACCGUCCGCCUCUACACCGACCAGACCGGCGCCAACAUCUCUCGGUCGGUCCGCCUCGGCCGGGAGAAGAGCGACCGGUUCUACUCCCACGGCCGGUCUCUCACUCGCCUGGAUGUGCAGUCGGUCAUCCGCUCGGCGGUCGCCGCCAGGACGCAGCCGCUCCCGAUAAAUCCCGGUGGGGUCUACCUGGUGCUGACGUCGGGCGACGUCUACGUGCGGGACUUCUGCACGGCCGCGUGCGGCUUCCACUACUUCACCUUCCCGUCAAUCGUGGGGUACACGCUGCCGUACGCGUGGGUGGGCAAUUCGGCCCGAAUGUGCCCCGGCGUGUGCGCGUACCCGUUCGCUGUGCCGGAGUACAUGACAGGGGUGAAGCCGGUGAGGGCGCCCAACAGCGACGUCGGAGUGGAUGGGAUGAUAACGGUGAUCGCACACGAGCUGGCGGAGCUGUCAACGAACCCGUUCAUCAACGCAUGGUACGCCGGGCGGGACCCGAUUGCGCCGGUGGAGAUCGCGGAUCUGUGCGAGGGGAUAUACGGGUCGGGCGGGGGUGGGUCGUACACGGGACAGCUUCUGAAGGGUGAGGAUGGCGCCACGUAUAACAUGAACGGGAUCAGGCGCAGGUACCUGGUGCAGUGGGUGUGGGACCCCAUACUAAGUUACUGCAGGGGACCCAAUGCGCUUGAUUAG